UCCUGUGUAUAUUAGUUCCUGCCUGUUCAGUUAGUUGUCGUCUGGUCUACUCGUUACGCUCCCAUUGUGUCUCAGUCCUGCCUUGUCUUGCUCUGUUUGAGUUCAUUAAAGACUGUUUGAGGUAAUUCUACAUCUCCGAGUUCCUCGUUCCUCCCGGCUGUGUGCACCGUGACAGUUAUCAGAGAUGAGAUGAUGGACACUCUUCAGCAGAUGCACUGCGCUAAACUCAGACGCAAGUUUUCCAUCAUCAAACCGGCCAAAACUAUUAAAAUGCAGAGUUUCACACGGGAGCUAUCAGAUUUCCUGAGCUGCCCGUACAAAUCGAACGCAACGGAGCGGGAGGUCAACAGAUUGAGGCUGCAGAUUUACUGUAACGCCACAGGAUCGUUACUCCUCACCAAACGAAACACAGCCGUCAAUCAGACCAUCCCAUAUGAGACAAGCAAAAUAAAAACAUACACGGUGAAUGCAGCCAUUCACAGCAUGCUGCCUGAGGAUUUCCCCUGGAGCGGGCGUCGUCUGGGUCGGUGUGCUGUGGUUGGCAGUGGAGGGAUUCUGAAGAACAGCAGCUGUGGACGUGAGAUUGACAGCGCAGACUUCGUCAUACGGUUUAAUUUGGCUUACAUUAAUGACAGUGAUGUUGGGCUGAAGACGGAUCUGAUAACCAUCAACCCCAGUCAGAUUCAAUUCAGCAGCCUGCUGGAGCGGGUCAGUGUGUACGGAAACGCCUCCCUCGCUAUUCCUGCCUUUGCCUACACAUUCUGCACUGGAAAGUCCAUCAAAGCUCUCAAACUCCUCCAUCCAAUCAGACCCCAUCAGCCGGUGGCGUUCUUCAGCCCCAUUUAUCUGCGGACACUGGACCGUUUCUGGAAGGGGCGUGGCCUGAAGUCAGUCCGCCUCUCCUCGGGGUUUAUGCUAAUUAACACUGCGCUGGAACUGUGUGAGGAUGUGCACGUGUACGGAUUCUGGCCAUUUGGCACCGAUCUGCAGGACAAUCCCGUUCCAUACCAUUAUUACGACGAGUUGAGGCCGCACCCCUACAUGCACGCAAUGCCGGAGGAGUUUGUGCGGCUUCUGCAGCUCCACAGCCAGGGGGCGCUGACACUGCACCUGCAGCCCUGCUCCUUAGACACACCCUAACAUCUUAUUUUGACUGUCAUUUAUUUACUGUAUAUGAGAGGGCAUGUUAUAUAAUUAAACGGUGAAUGAGGGCAUAUUUUAUAAUUACAUUAUUUUAAAUGAAUGCAAAGAGACAAAACAAAGCAUUAUCUGUAUUUAUAAAUACAUUUCAGGUUGUCCGAAGAAGAUUGUUUUAUCCCCAAACUGCUUGGGAGAUCUGAAACAUGUAUAAAAUAUUUAUUUCCCCAGGUGACUGUACUCGAUUUUGGGAUAAAAUAUGAUAUGGAAUCAUUUUUAAACAUUUCUUGUGUUUGAUUAUAGAAAUGGUCAAACUGUUAAAAUAAAGGUUGAAGUGUGAGCUUGGCUGAACACAUUCUUGAAACAUUCUUGAUAGCACAUCACGACUCUAUUUGAUGCUGCAUUCACAUCUGCAAGAUGUGUUUUUGAGACUUUGCUCAUCUGCAAUACACCUAUAGAACGUUUCCUAUCAGAUGUCGAAUAGACGUUUAGAAGAUGCCUUUAAGAUGUUUAUGAUUUAAAACUGACAUCAUAAAGACAUCUGUCAGAUGUUUGUACACAGCAGAUGAAGAGAUCUUCUCCGUGUGUUAUCAGUGUUUCUGCGCUUCACAGAUCUUUCCCUGAGCUGUUUAUUAGUGUUUUUAAAACUGGGGUGAAACAAGUUCCAGUAUUUCUCCGAACUGUGUAAUGCAGUGUUUUUUCAGGGUGUUUUCGGUGGACUUUAGAGCCAUAAAGCAAGUGAAUGAUUAAUUUUCCUGCAGAAAUGAGACUAAAGCUUGAUCGUGGUGAACGGCGAAGCAGCAAGUUUCACACAGUGACCGGUCUAGAUAUAAAAGUACAGUAACUAAUAACUGUUUAGCACCUUAAGUUGAGUGUUUUAGUAGUUGAUGCUGAAGCGGCUGUGAGGGAAAGUAAACGCAUCAUCUGUCCGUUUAAUGCUUCAUUUAUAAUUUGAAUCUAUCAGAACAGCACAUGAUCAGCCAGCGAUGGACCAAAGCAAGACUGAUCAUGUAACUCCGCCCACAACUCCAAACAAAGCCACGCCCUCAUCGCCAACGUCCGCUGAACAGCCGAUGGGUUUGAGCAGUCCAGAGUUACUAAGAGAACUGAAACAACCACACACGCUCAAACACGUCCCCGCGCACACGGGACGGAAAACGGUGUUCUGUGGACGAGGACGACAGAAUCAGACGGCAGAGAGUCAGUCGAAAACCCUGCACUGAAACUCCAGCAUUCUCAGUGACUGUUCAGCAGUGAUUAGUUGCUCUGUCAUUGGCUGUCUGAGCUGUCCGUCAGUGAUAAGCCCCACCCCCUGCAGUGAUGUGGGCACGUGGUUUGCUCUGGUUAUGAGGAUCUUUAGGGAACACAUCUGUCAUGUUUGUGUGCAAGUAUGAAACCAGUUUGUCCAUCUGUAGCGCAUAUGAUGUUUAAACAAUGUACGUCAUAUCAAAUAUGAAAUAAAAAUCAAAGCUGA
Messenger RNA from Cyprinus carpio (common carp), 2611 nucleotides. Its product is annotated as alpha-2,8-sialyltransferase 8E-like. Gene Ontology annotation, biological process: N-glycan processing; oligosaccharide metabolic process. The coding region runs from base 190 to 1140 and encodes 316 amino acids. The transcript is spliced from 10 exons. Gene Ontology annotation, molecular function: alpha-N-acetylneuraminate alpha-2,8-sialyltransferase activity. NCBI's taxonomy places the organism in Eukaryota, Metazoa, Chordata, Actinopteri, Cypriniformes, Cyprinidae. The record is from RefSeq and is a predicted model, not a curated record.